Melampsora larici-populina 98AG31 is the source of this 243-nucleotide messenger RNA. RefSeq lists its product as uncharacterized. The annotation marks the transcript as partial. The record is from RefSeq and is a predicted model, not a curated record. The transcript has 2 exons. Gene Ontology annotation, cellular component: membrane. Lineage: Eukaryota; Fungi; Basidiomycota; Pucciniomycetes; Pucciniales; Melampsoraceae.
AUCGCGCUCCCAUUGGAAACAUUGAUCUCACUUGUCUACUGGCCUAUAUUUUUGUAUGACCCGUCACUGAUCUUGCCACCACCUCCAGCCGUAAAAUUGACACUUUCAUCCGAUUUAUCUCUACACCUCUUUCCAGCUUUACUUUUAUGGACCGAUCAUAUUUUCUUUUCUUCUGGUCUUGAUAUCUCUAAUGCAAUUUGGAUCAUCAUUCUAUUUACGAUGUUAUAUUCUUCUUGGAUUGAA